Molecule: messenger RNA, 1182 nt
Organism: Aspergillus glaucus CBS 516.65
Lineage: Eukaryota; Fungi; Ascomycota; Eurotiomycetes; Eurotiales; Aspergillaceae
Product: epoxide hydrolase family protein
Exons: 8
Coding region: 1-1182 (393 amino acids)
Biological process (GO): epoxide metabolic process
Molecular function (GO): epoxide hydrolase activity
Source: RefSeq, a predicted model, not a curated record
AUGUCUUCAUCGUUUAGUCGGCUACCCUCCACGGCGAAAGUCACCCCAGCGCCGUUCAAGGUAUCCUUCUCGGAUAAUGAAUUGGAGGAUCUAAAGACGCUGGUCAGACUCUCGCGGACGGCACCUCGGACAUACGAGAACUCGCAGCCGGACCGUCGCUAUGGGAUUACAUCGGACUGGCUGAAUGGCCUGAAAAAGCAAUGGACAAAGGACUUUGACUGGAAAGCAACCGAGGCCCGUAUCAACGAGUUUCCGCAGUUCACUACUACCAUUGAGGGAAUGACUAUUCAUUUCGCGGCCCUGUUCUCGGAACGAGAGGACGCUGUGCCCCUUCUUCUGCUUCAUGGAUGGCCAGGGAGCUUCCAGGAGUUCCUGCCUCUUCUGAAGCUGUUCCGAGAGGAAUUUACGCCGGCUAAUCUGCCUUACCACCUCAUUGUUCCCUCCCUUCCGGGAUACACCUUGUCUUCUGGUCCUCCGGUAGACAAGAACUUUGACACCAAGGACAUUGCUCGGGUCGUAGAUCAAUUGAUGAAGGAUCUUGGGUUUGAGGGCGGCUAUGUAGCUCAGGGAGGGGACAUUGGAAGUAGAAUUGGGAGAGUGCUGGGUGUGGAUUAUGAUAGCUGCAAAGCGGUUCAUUUGAACGCCUGCUUCAUGCAACGCCCUGAGGGCUUCUCGGAUGAGACUCUCAACGAGUUCGAGCAGCGCGGAUUGAAGAGGGCAGGAGACUUUAUGACAACCGGUACUGCCUAUGCUUAUGAGCAUGGUACCAGAACCAGUACUAUUGGUCAUGUUCUGUCGUCAAAUCCUAUUGCCCUGCUUGCGUGGGUUGGAGAGAAGUACCUGGACUGGGUUGACGACCCUCUUCCAUCCAACACCAUUCUCGAAUUUGCUUCGCUCUACUGGCUGACAGAGACGUUCCCGCGCGCAAUAUACCCUUAUCGCGAGAACUUCCCUCCUAAGGGUACCCCUGCUGGAAAUGACCCCCGUUGGUAUAUCUCCAAGCCAUUUGGCUUCUCGUACUUCCCCAAUGAAGUGCUUCCCGUUCCGCGCUCUUGGGUUGAAACUUCAGGAAACCUAGUAUUCUGGCGGGAGCACCAAAAGGGCGGACACUUUGCUGCCCUAGAGAGGCCAGAGCAGAUCAAGGCGGAUUUGGUGGAUUUUGUCAAGCAGAUCUGGAAAUGA